Molecule: messenger RNA, 3697 nt
Organism: Klebsormidium nitens
Lineage: Eukaryota; Viridiplantae; Streptophyta; Klebsormidiophyceae; Klebsormidiales; Klebsormidiaceae
Source: the annotation of a GenBank genome assembly
CAGAAACCUUUUCGAAGGGAGUUCGCCCGAGUGUGCAGCACGUCCUUUUUGGAAUUGUGCGCCCGUUAGGUUUGGGGUUAGCCGAAACCCUUGGUUACAUUCUUGGUGCUGGACCUCUGCAAAGUGAGUCCGCCCGUGAGAGUCUGUGCGCUGAACCCUUUUUGAAGUGAGUUCGCCAGUAAGACUGAUCCGUUUCCCCUCUGUGUGGAUCCAGGUGACGGCCGCCAGGACGAGCGCCGCGACAGGGACGACCGUCGUGACAGAGACGACCGCCGCAGAGACCGCCGUUGGGACGAUCGCGAGGAGUACCAGCGCGGACGUGGAGGCGGGUGGCGUGGACGUGGCCGUGGCCGUGGCCGCGGGCGUGACCGCAACGACGACGGAGAGCGCCGUAACCGUGACCAGAACGGAGGUCGCGGCAGGGGGGAAGAAUUUGGAUGAGAAUGACUACUUCUACUUCCUCGUCGAGCUGACCGCCGGUCAGGCUCGCGAUCGCGCCGGCGAGCUAGAGACUCGCAUGGCCGACGAUCUCGAUAAGCGGAAUGAAGCGCGCCGUCGUGCAUACGAGCGCGAGCUCGCCGAAUAUGAACGGGAGCAUGAGCGAUAUGAUGCGAUGGAAGCGACCGAGAGCGCGGCCCUGCCCGAGCCGGUCAAACCAGAGCGGCCGAAGGCCCUCCUGGUAUACGAUAGCCCAGUCGAGCAGUUCUGGGCCAUGAUCAAGGACCUCUUUCCAGAGAAGUCCACUGCCCGGAUCAACGAAUUCAACACCUUCAAGAUGCAGCCGAAUGAGAGCAUGUCGAGCCUCACGCAGAGGAUGAAGACGCUCAUGACGGUCCUACAGAGGCCCGAGGGCAUGGCCGCCCAGAAGCUGCUAGAUGCGAUCGAGCCGAAGCCGUUCCGCGCAGAGGUUCGACGGGUCGUUUGGGCCGAGGAUACAGGCGACGAUGACUUAUCAGUCGAUCAGAUCAGCCGAGUGGCAAUCCGCCUUGAGAAGAAGCGAUGCACCGAAGCGCUCUGGAGCUCAGCGUCGCAGCCGAGCACCCAUGAUGCAGCACGUGGUGCACCCGCUAGGUCGACGGCCGUCGACAGGCCCGUAGACAACCGCGUAUGCCACAAUUGCGGCAAGACAGGUCAUAUCGCCAGGAACUGCCGGUCGCCACCGCAGAAGGGCCAUAUAGCGCCCAUGGUUCAGGCCAACGCGGCCGCAGCGCCGCAGCGCGGCGGCUCAGGAAAGAACGAGAAGGCCCCGGCCGCUCCGAAGACCGAGCCGCGGGACCCUGGCGCACCAACCAUGGAAGAGCUUCAGGAGCUUUGGGACGCCCACUAUGGACGCGUCGCCGGAUACGGCGCGUGCAUAGUGUCCGCGCAUGCCGCCACGCGAACCACUAACCAGCAGAUUAGCAGUAGCCGGGUUGCCGCCCCACGCGAGGCGGCCCCCAAGGUGCACACGGGCCUUACACGACAGGCCCCUAAGAACGAACGGCUUCGUGGUCGCCUUGCCGACAUGCCGCUGGGCUUUUUGCCCAAGGACUUCAUCAGGACAUCUAGUCCGCCUAUGCCCGAGCCUGCCGAGCCAUCCGAGGUUGAGCAGAGCGCUGGGCCGGAUCUCUUACAGACAGCCGCGCCGGAGGAAACCGCGCAGGCUAAGGGAAAGGAGAAGGAGAUUACAGGAGAUGUUGCUAAGAGCGCAGCCACGGGGACAGCCAGGACUCGGCUUCUGCCCCAGGGCUUUGAGGAACUUCCGCCGGACGAUCCACGCCGGCAGGGAGUCAUUUACGGGCCGACUGCCCCAGUGGACACUGCGCCCGCUCUGACCGAGGCCGACCAGGCGCCUGCCGCCUUGGAUCCGCCCAACGAGCCGGCUGCAGACGACAUCUAUGAUGCGGAUAACCCCCGUAUCGGCGCGCUCCUAGGGAAGCUCCCAGGGGCGUACCACAGUGAUCCGACCGCCGGGUUCCACCGUUCCCCGCGGAUUGACAACUCUGGACCGCAGCCGGCCCUUCUGGUGAAUGGGCGCACGGUGUCAAACAUGAUUCUGGAUUCUGGUGCGGAGGCCGUCAUCACUGGCCCCUCCGGUGCCAAGGCAAUGGGGAUUACCCCUGACAUGAUUCGCCGCAGAGCGGUGGUGAUCCGCGGCGCGACGGGACAGCUGUCCGACCGUCUCGACCGUACAUCUGAGCCGGUCAGCUUCGAGCUGAACCCGGGGACACCAGACGCCGUCACCGUGAUGGCGCACGUUGUGAUUGCCACCCACGAGCUACCUGACACCCUGAUCGGGAUGAGCGUCAUGGGGCCGGCUAGCAUCAUUCCGAACCCCCGCAAGCAGCGGGUGAAGUACUAUGUGAACCCGGAUACAGCCAGUGAGCGGAGUGCGUACCUUCGGUGUACAUUCCCGAUUGAGUACGGUCGCUCGCCGCUGCAUGCCUACGCGGCAGGAAUCCGCGGAUACGUUGCAGCAGUUAUGCCGUUGCACAUCAAGACACCUAUCUCGCAUCUGGAAGCGCAGACCGCUCGACGCCGGCUGGAUCAGUACAAUACUGAGCUAAUGACAGCCACGACAGAUAUCUUCGACCGCAGCGUGCGCGCGCUUGCGAUGCCGGCUGCUCCGCCGCGGCCUAUCAGGAACCCCGCGUUCCAGUGCCUGCGACCCCUGGACCAGAGUCUGAUCGACCGACGGGCCGUCUUGGACGUUUCUGGGCCGGGCCUGGUAGUUAUUGAGCUAUUCAGCGGCCUGAUGGCCACCACAGAGGCGCUAGUGCGCAGUGGCCUGAAGGUUCGGAAGGUCUACGCUUGCGAGCUAGAUAAAUCGGCACAGAAGGUGGCCGAAUUUCGCCUCGGGAAACUUCACGAGAUGUUCCCCGAGCUGCUGAGCACAGAGGCGUUUUUGAACGUCCACGGCGCCCUGCCUGAUAACAUUCAGGAUGUGACGCGCGCCCAUAUCGAGCAUCUAGAGAGACCCGACUUGAUCGUGGCGGGAUUCCCAUGCCAGGGUUUCUCGAAGGCGGGCAGCAACCCCAAGGGUUUGCGCGACCCGCGCACGAAGCUAUUUACGGAGGCCAUCCGCGUCGUGCACACUGUGACCAGUGUCCACGGACCGUGCGCCUACCUGUUCGAGAACGUCGACGCCAGCGAUCAUCCGCAGGCGGACGUGCGCGACGAGUUCAACGACGUCGUCAAGGGCAUUCUAGGCCCAGGAUUCGCGUUCGACGCAGUUGCCGCGGGCUCUCUCGCCCACCGCAACCGGCGCUGGUGGACCAACAUGAUCCCCAGCCCACUGAUGUUAGAGAUGGUCGAAAAGCGCUUCAAGCAGCGCCCCGACUUCCGCCGCGUCCAGGACAUUCUUGAGCCUGGCCGGACCGCACAGGCCGCCCGCCACUCUGGUGCGCCGGGCCGUCACCGCGUGAACCAGACAGGACAGCCGCUCCGGGCUUUGUCCACUUUCGUUACGAUGAGAGGCUCCCACGCGUACCGCGUCGGUGAGCACAGCAUGAUCUGGGCCGCCAACGGCGCCCAGGAGGAACCGACGGCCCUAGAGCGCGAGCGCGCUAUGGGUUUUCUGGAGAACAGCACACAGGUUGGUCCCGCCGUCUCAGAGGCGGACCGCCGGCGCUUGCUGGGUAGCACGAUGGACAUGCAUGCCUUGACCUUCCUGGUCAGCAGCAUUAAGUGCUUCCAGUUCGCGUUCUUCUCGGAUUGA